UGCGGUUGCAGUGCUCGUGCUCCUCACAGCACUGGCUUUUAGGGCGAUGGAGACAGCUGCGGUGGAGAGAACGCCCCUCGUUACCGUUGCAGCUUGCAACCUGGAUCAAUGGGCUCUAGAUUUCGAUGGCAACCUCGAAAGAGUGCUUCGCUCAAUCCGGGAAGCGAAGGCGAUGGGCUCGAGGUACCGGCUCGGGCCAGAGCUGGAGCUAUGCGGGUACGGGUGCGAAGACCACUUUUUGGAGCACGACACUUUCCUUCACUGCGAUCAGAGCCUGGCUGCUCUUUUGUCGGUGAGCAGUACAUGAGUUGAUGGGUAGCGGUGUAAUUGCUACGUUAGGACGCUGCUGCUGCAUGUUGGACCUUGUAUGUGACUACAGAUGGCCUGUCUUCAUGUUCCGAUCACAAGCGGUAGUCGGGUCUGUUGCUGCACUUCGUGAAACUGGUGUGUAUGUCGAGUAUCCUGACCUCUGAAACUCUGUUGUAGCUCUUACAUGGUCUUACGACGAAUCAGCCUACGAGCACGUACCCGUGUAGGUAUCCCACUCUGUUGAGCUGUUGACGAGGUACUGCUGUAGGGCGAAAACAAAUGUUGACUCCGUCCAUGAUGAUGAAGAUUCCCUUGGCGUCUGGGCUACAAGUAGUCCCUUUGGUUGGGUGUUCUUCUUCAUUGUAUUUCCACGGACUCAUUCUGAGAGCACAUCAGACAGCAGCUGCAUGCCCCGAGCUUGUGUACAAUGAACCAUGGUGUUAUUAUUGUACAGACAGCACUUCUGACAGCAGUACGCUGCAGUCGACAAACAUUCAUUUCGGUUAAAUGCGUGACAAGGGGAUUGAUGCUGCGGCUGUAGUCGAGUUGUAGUGUUUUUUUUUGUUUUUCUCCCAUCAUCGGAUUCUGUCGUCUGCCCCUCUGGUCCCUAUCCUCCACUUCUACUAGCUAGACGACCCAACCGGGGUCACAUAGGAGGGGGGGGCUGGACCUCCUCCUGCGGUUCUUGCCUGAAGUAUUUUUAUCGCGAGUGUGGGCGUGUAGUUCAGUUGUGAGCACGCAAACGUGCUGCAGGGAUUGCAGGUGUACCUCCUCAGGCUUGUGUACCCUUUUCUUGCUAAUAGCGUGUGUGUUCUUUAGAUCUUCUGAUGGCUCUAGCAUUUUUGUGGCCACGGACUGAGUCUUUGCUAGAUUUUAGGAUUAGCAACUGAAGCGAGUUUAACGUGAAGAAAAACAACAAGGUCGCCGGCCGAAAGCGUGGUCCGCCAUCCCCAUAUUCCGUUUCGAUUCAUAUAUAUUUUUUCUGAAAAAAAAGAAAAAGAGGGGUGAGAGCGAGACGGAUAGAGAGCGAUAAGUGCAGAGAAAGUCUCUGUUGUACUUCUCCACACGCCACAGCUACCUCCACCUGUAGGCCAUUGGGGUAGCCCGCGACAGGAUGUUGACCGAAGACAGGGUCAUAGAAGUAAGUGUUGGGUGGUCGUGGUGCAGCCGGUAGGGCAGGUUGGUCUUGCUCACCUUGGAAUGAUCAGUCGUCAACCUGCCUAAACAACUCUAUUUUCAGUAUAUCCAAAUGAUCAAUGAAAAUUAUCAGUGAGAGGGCUUGUAGACCCAUAGCGAGAACUUGUACUUCUGUACUUCUCUGUCCCCUCCCAAAUGUGAGCCCUGCCGGCUCACUACAGCUCCUGUUUUCCCACGAACACAAGCACACAACCUGCACAUCCCCAAGCUAUGGACUUGCCCACACCCGACGUCGAGGGGUACAAGGCGGGUAACCCAAAGGCCUGCCACGAGCAGUUGGUGUCCUUGAUCGCGGCGAAUCCACCACCGGAAGAUGGCACCAGCAACGAUGUGGCGCGUGCGUUCGCCUUUGAAGUGGCCGCUGGAGUUGGAGCAGAGUAUUGCGAUCAUUCCACUGCUCCCGAGCCCAUGCCUAGCAUGAAAGCCGCAGCAGCCAAGGUAGCCGCUGCGGAGCACCCGGGUUUGUGUGGCGUGUACCACGCCCACAUCAUAGCGGCCGGCAAGACCCAGGACGUGCUAGCACGAUCGGGCUCAACGGCGGCAAACAAGUACCACAAUCAAGUGAGUUUGCCACUUGAACUUGUCGCACAAGGGGCGGGUGUGGUGUUGCUGUGGGUUGCCGUACAUAGAUGCUGUUGUCUAAGGAGCACGAAGCGAAGGUACUAUAGGUACGCUGCAGCAGUCCUUGUCCCUAUGCUGCAGUGAUACACUGACUUGGACUUGAGGGUAAUAAUAGCUGCCACCUAUCUGUUCAGACUUUUCGAAUUCAAGUACACACCGAAGGCUACUCCUGUUGUGGUCUUCUUGUAUUUCCUGUUGUCGUGUCC
Messenger RNA from Ectocarpus sp. CCAP 1310/34, 2333 nucleotides. Lineage: Eukaryota; Phaeophyceae; Ectocarpales; Ectocarpaceae. The record is from the annotation of a GenBank genome assembly.